Molecule: messenger RNA, 2622 nt
Organism: Physella acuta
Lineage: Eukaryota; Metazoa; Mollusca; Gastropoda; Physidae
Product: transketolase
Molecular function (GO): transketolase activity; thiamine pyrophosphate binding
Source: RefSeq, a predicted model, not a curated record
AGUAAGCCGUCUCUGGAGAAAGUAAACAUUGAUAUCUUUAACCUAGAUAAAAAGGUUCGGCUUCUUGAUUUCCAACAUAAGAGAGAAAACUGAGGCCCAUUUUAUACAAAUUCUACUAACAACAUAGCAAUGAGUCACUACCAUAGACCAGAUUCUCAAACCAUCCAAUCUUUGAAAGACAUUGCGAAUAAGCUGAGGAUACACAGCAUAGAAGCAACCAAUGCGAGUAACUCUGGCCACCCAACAUCAUGCUGUUCUGCAGCAGACAUCAUGUCAGUUCUGUUCUUCCACACUAUGCGUUACACCAUCAAAGAGCCACGUCACCCCAACAAUGACAGAUUCAUUUUGUCUAAAGGACAUGCCGCCCCCAUACUCUAUGCAGCAUGGGCUGAAGCUGGUCUUUUCCCAGCCUCUCAGCUCCUAGACUUGCGCAAACUCUCCUCAGACCUUGAGGGACAUCCUACCCCUCGUCUGAACUUUGUGGAUGUGGCCACAGGAUCUCUUGGCCAGGGACUGAGCUGUGCUGCUGGUAUGGCAUACACAGGAAAAUAUUUUGACAAAUCUGACUAUCGUGUUUAUUGCCUGAUUGGUGACGGUGAGAGUGCAGAGGGAUCCAUCUGGGAGGCUCUAGCCUUUUCUAGCCGCUACCAGCUAGACAACCUCGUUGCCAUCUUUGAUAUCAAUCGUUUGGGUCAGAGUGAGGCCACAAGUCUUGGCCAUGACCUGGAUGUGUACAGAGCAAGAGUGGAAGCCUUUGGAUGGAACACAUAUGUUGUAGAUGGUCAUGAUGUGGAGGAACUGUGCAAGGCUCUAUGGGAAGCAAGCCAGGUCACUGGGAAACCUACUUGUAUCUUAGCUAAGACUUACAAAGGCCAGGGUAUUCCAGGUGUUGCUGAUUCUGAUAACUGGCACGGCAAGCCAUUGGGAGACAAAGCUAAAGAGGCAAUAGAAGCAAUCAAACAAAACAUUGCUAACCUUGACACUCACAAUAUCAUUGCCCAACAGCCAAACUUGGAUCUGACCCCUAUCAACACUAAAGCUCUUCUGUCUGCCCCACCUUCAUAUAAAAUGGGAGAGAGUGUUGCUACAAGAUUAGCAUAUGGCACAGCUUUGGUGAAGCUUGGUAAAGCUAAUAAUAGAGUUGUAGCAAUGGACGGGGAUACUAAAAACUCCACAUAUUCCCAGAAGUUCAAGGAUGCAUUUCCCGAUCGCUUUAUUGAGUGCUACAUUGCUGAACAAAACCUGGUGGGAGUUGGAAUUGGCUGUGGUACUCGUGAUCGCACUAUUCCUUUCAUCAGCACAUUUGCUGCUUUCUUCACUCGUGCAUUUGACCAAAUCCGCAUGGGUGCCAUCUCUCAGACCAAUGCAAACUUUGUGGGUUCUCAUGCUGGUGUCUCCAUUGGAGAAGAUGGUCCCUCUCAGAUGGCUCUAGAAGACAUUGCCAUGUUCCGCUCUGUCCCUGGGUCCACAGUGUUUUACCCCAGUGAUGCUGUGUCUACAGAGAGGGCUGUGGAGCUGGCAGCCAACACUAAAGGCAUCUGUUUCAUCAGAACCAGCAGGCCAAAUGUGCCUGUCAUUUACAACAAUGAAGAGGAGUUUGUUGUUGGAAAAGCUAAGAUUGUGAGACAAAGCACCAGUGAUGUCGUGACUGUAGUAGGAUCUUGUGUGACCCUGUAUGAAGCCCUGAAAGCUGCAGAUAUUUUAGCCCAGAGCAAUGUCAACAUCCGAGUCAUUGAUCCCUUCACCAUCAAACCCAUUGAUGGAGCAACCAUUUUAGCCAGUGCUCGUGAGACAGGUGGAAAAGUUAUCACUGUGGAGGACCACUACGCAGAAGGUGGUAUUGGUGAGGCUGUUGCAGGAGCCCUCAGCGCCUAUCCAAAUAUAACAGUGAAGAGGCUGUUUGUGCCAGAAAUACCACGCAGUGGCAAGUGUGAGGAACUGAUGGAGAAGUAUGGCAUUAGUGCUUCUUGCAUUGUCAAAGCUGUCAACAGCAUUCUGUCUGCCUAAAGCUUUUCAUUUAAAGGAACAUUAAUGCCUGCAGUGUGGCAAUUAGGUAUUUGAAAAAUCAUUGGACAAAUUUAGGUGUUAACAAAGGAUUUAGUUUCAUUGCUUGCAUAAUUUUACUUGUUAAACCAUUUGUAUAUGGUGCAAUAACUUUUGCAUCUAAGUUGUCAUCAUCCAUUUAGCAUUUUUUUUUGUUUUACCAAUCUUUGAUCUGUAUUUUCUAAAAAUCAAUUAAUUUAAGAGGCAUUUUUCCAUCCUUGUAAAUUAUAUUUUAACUUUGCGAUAACUUUGCUUUGGUGUUUAUAAAGUUUCUAAUGUACUGGGGUUUUUUUUAUUAAUGUAAUUAUCAAAUUUAGGAAACACAAAUAUUCAGACGUUAGGUACAUUCCCAUUUGCAUUGUAUUGCAAAAGAUCUGCUUUAGUUUAUUCAAUUUUUUUGUAUUAGUUACAUUACAAAUUACAGUAGUUUAUAAAUUAGAAUUAUUUAGUGAGCAAGGUAACUUGUCUGUAAUUAAUUAGACCAGUAACUUUGUUUUUAUACAUUUUUGUAUAUUUUGUCAUACGUGUUAAUUCAGUAUAGCAGAUGAUUUGUUUCUUCUAAUAAAAAUGUUGGAAUCA